Halichondria panicea is the source of this 2717-nucleotide messenger RNA. Its product is annotated as arf-GAP domain and FG repeat-containing protein 2-like. The transcript is spliced from 7 exons. The record is from RefSeq and is a predicted model, not a curated record. NCBI's taxonomy places the organism in Eukaryota, Metazoa, Porifera, Demospongiae, Suberitida, Halichondriidae. Gene Ontology annotation, cellular component: cytoplasm; membrane. Bases 127 to 2496 code for a protein of 789 amino acids. Gene Ontology annotation, molecular function: GTPase activator activity.
UUUAAGUUACCUAAAUGGAAAAAGGCACGUGACAUCUUAUGAAGACUUUUUAGGGAAGACUUCUUUCAGGAUUGUAUUUCUGCACUAGUUUUCAGCCUGUUAUUGUGUCUGAGCUAAGAGGGUGGAAUGGCUUCAUCAGUGACCAAGAAGAAGGAAGAGGAACAGAAACUGAAGGCCCUCAGAGAGCUCACUGCCAUUGAGCACAAUAAGAAGUGUCUGGAAUGUUCACAGAGAGGCAUAACCUAUGCAGACAUGAAUACCAAUGGAUUUGUGUGUGUCGGGUGCAGUGGAUUUCUACGUGGACUUAAUCCUCCACAUCGAGUCAAGUCCAUCUCUAUGACAACGUUCUCUCCGGCAGAGAUCCAAGCACUCAAGAACGGUGGAAAUGAGAUUUCCAGGAAGAUUUGGCUGGGGAAGUGGAACUCUAAGCGUGACCGAGAGCCAGACAAAUCUGACGAGGCUGCAUUCAAAGGCUACCUUGUUUCAAAGUAUGAGAGACGCUCCUGGUAUGUUGAUCCAAAAGAGGCGGUAAAGGAGGAAGAGAGGAGCACACCUAAACCAGAGCCUAAAUUGGCACCCCCUCCUUCUGUAAAGCUACCUGCACAUGCACAGUCGACGCCCACCAUUGAGCGGCCCCGUGGUGGCUCCCAGCCGACAGUGACUACAGCACCCCCCACAGCCACUGUACAACCCGUCACAGUCACAGCCACAGCCACAGCCACGGCCAACAAGACAAUAGACCUCCUAGGAGACUUGCAAGGAGACCCAUUUGCCUCUAAACCUCCUGUUGGUGGAGUGUCUGUAUUACCAGUAGGAGGAUUCAAGCCUGACGAAUUCGGGGCAUUCACUGGAGCCACACAGCCACCCACUCCUGUAUCGACAAGCCUCACAUCCUCCACACCAAGCACCACACUGUCGGCCGCAGACAAGUACGCAGCUCUCGCUAAUUUGGACGAUACAUUCCGAGAUUUAAAAGUGAAAGACGAGCCUCCUCAACAGCCCGCACCUGUUCCUAUACCCAAAAACCAAAGCCAGCCGUUUGGAAGUUCUGGCACUAAUCCGUUUGGAGCGGCUUCUGGCCCAACACAGUCUGUGUCUAAUCCCUUCAGUGGGCAGCAACAGCAGCAGCAACCAAACAUGCAAGGAUUCGGUGGGCAACAACAAGCCUUUGGAGGGCAGCCACAAGGUCAAGCGUUUGGUAAUGUACAGCCUGGUUUUGGUCAGCAACAGGCGUUUCAAGGUGGACAAAACUUUGGAGGACAACCUCAACAGUUUGGUGGAUCGGGGCAGCAACAAGUACCUCCUGGAGGACAACCUAAUCCUUACAUGCAGCAACAAUGGGCACAACAACAGAGAGCAGUUCGGCCGUCUGGUCAGAUUCCACCUGGUGCUUCGUUCGGUUCCGUACAGCAAGGACAACAAUGGGGAGGACAGGCUCCCAGAGCACAAUUUGGAGCUCCUCAACAACCGGGAUUCGGUACAGCACCACAACAGCAAGGUGGAUUUGGUCAGCAGCAACGACAAGGUGGAUUCGGUACAGCACCACAACAGCAAGGUGGAUUUGGUCAGCAGCAACGACAAGGUGGAUUCGGUACAGCACCACAACAGCAAGGUGGAUUCGGUACAGCACCACAACCGCAAGGUGGAUUCGGUCAGCAGCAACGACAAGGUGGAUUCAGUACAGCACCACAACAGCAACAAGGAGGGUUCGGUACAGCACCACAACAGCAAGGUGGAUUCGGUCAGCAGCAGCAACGACAAGGUGGAUUCGGUACAGCACCACAACAGCAGCAAGGAGGGUUCGGUACAGCACCACAACAGCAAGGUGGAUUUGGUACACAACAGCAACGAUUUGGUGCCCCCCAACAAUCUCAGCAGUCUGGAUUUGGUGCCCCCCAACAAUCUCAGCAAGCUGGAUUUGGUGCCCCCCAACAGUCUCAGGGUGGAUUUCAACAAAGUGGAUUCAGUGGACAACAGCAAUCUCAACAAGCUGGAUUUGGUGCAACUCCCUCGGCUAGUUUUGGUGGUGUACCACAGCAGCAAGGUGGAGCGUUUGGUGGACAGCAGACGAAACCUCAGUGGAACUCUUUGCCAGCGUCUACUCAAUCGAGUCAACCUAGAACUGGUAUCAAUACAGCCCCUUCCUCUACCCCAGGUUCAGGAUGGAGCUCUAGUGUGGCCUCUACUAGCACACAGUCUACCCCCGGAUCACAGCCAACCUCUAACACUGGAUGGAGCAAUGAUCUCGCCAAGCCUGCUCCUAUGAGCACAUGGGGAAUGCAACCACAGUCAACUGCACCGACUGGAGGCUCUAGCUGGAGUUCUGGACUAGUGUCUGGGCAACAGGGUGGUGGCUGGAGUGGAGGACAGGCCAACUGGGGUGGAGCAGGAGUGCAGCAGCAACAACAGCAGCCAAUGGGCAGUGGGCCCCAACAAGGAUCUGCCAACCCUUUUGCAUCCUCUACCCAGUCCACAACAACAAACCCGUUUCUUUGAUGUGCACCCUUCCCUUCGGAUAGCGUACCACUGUUUUAGAGAAAACUGUUUGUUUCUUUUUCGAUGCAUUAUAAUAUAUAAUCGCUUUUAAAUCUUAGUCCUCUACCAAUUGUAGCACUUUAGGGUCUCAUUUUUGUAUUAGGUAUGUAUCAUUGUGCACCUAUAAUGGCAUUGUGUUGAGAGUUAAAUUUUACUUGGUUAUGAUCGUUCAUUAAUUUUGA